CCAUUGGCCAGGUGAGGUCCUGUGUACCUUUCCUGGCCUAGCGCUACCCUCCAGAGACCGGCCUUGCCCCAAACCGAAGCUUGGCCUCCAGUGGGGGCCAUGUGGCCCCGUGAAUGACCAGCUAGGCUUCCCAUGAGGCUAGGCCUCUCAGGCCUGGGCCAAAGAGCUUCCUGCUCACCGAGGUAGGCUCCCGCCCCCGUGACAGACAACUGAGAUGAGGAAUGCAUCAGGCUUUCUGAAAACAGCCGGAGCUCCCUUGGUGUCAGCGACCUGGAUUCCACACAGCCCCUCUCUGGCAAUGCCCAUGGUGGCAGCUGGGCCGCAGAUGGAGCGCGUGGACAACGGUUCACAGGGGCACCCCCAGCUCUUCCUCACCAGUGCAUUGGCCCGAGGCGUGUCAGGCGUGUUUGUAUGGACUGCUCUGCUCCUAACCUGCCACCAGAUCUACUCGCACCUGCGUUCCUACACCGUCCCGCAAGAGCAGCGCUUCGUCAUCCGCCUCCUGUUCAUUGUGCCCAUCUACGCCUUCGACUCAUGGCUCAGCCUCCUCCUCCUCGGGGGCCAUCCAUACUACGUCUACUUAGACUCUGUGCGAGACUGUUACGAAGCAUUUGUCAUCUACAGUUUCCUGGCCUUGUGCUUCCAGUAUCUGGGGGGAGAGAGCGCCAUCAUGGCUGAGAUCCGUGGCAAACCUAUCCGGUCCAGCUGCUUCUAUGGGACCUGCUGCCUCCGUGGCAUGUCCUAUUCCAUCACUUUCUUACGUUUCUGCAAACAGGCCACACUACAGUUCUGCAUUGUGAAACCUGUCAUGGCUUUGACCACCAUCAUCCUCCAGGCUUUCGACAAAUACCACGAUGGAGACUUCAACAUCCACAGCGGCUACCUGUACGUGACCCUCGUGUACAAUGCCUCAGUUAGCCUGGCUCUCUACGCUCUGCUCCUUUUCUACUUCGCUACCAGAGACCUCCUGAGGCCCUUUGAGCCAUUGCUCAAGUUCCUCACCAUCAAAGCCAUCAUCUUCCUCUCCUUCUGGCAGGGAAUGCUGCUUGCCAUCUUGGAGAGGUGUGGGGUCAUCCCUGAGGUCCAGGCCAUGGACGGCACCAGGGUGGGGGCUGGUACCCUCGCCGCUGGCUACCAGAAUUUCCUUAUCUGUGUUGAGAUGCUGUUUGCCUCGCUUGCGCUGCGCUAUGCCUUUCCCAGUCAGGUGUACUCAGAGAAGAAGAACUCGCCAGCUCUGCCAGCACCUAUGCAGAGUAUAUCCAGUGGCUUAAAGGAGACCAUCAGUCCACAGGAUAUCGUCCAGGAUGCCAUCCAUAACUUCUCACCAGCAUACCAGCAGUAUACACAGCAGUCCACACACGAAGCUCCUGGGCCUGGCCAGGGUGGGCACCCAUCGUCCAGCACCCACCCUGGCCCAGCCAGCAGCUCCGGAGGGGGUAAGAAGAGUCGCAACAUAGAGAAACGCAUGCUGAUUCCGUCAGAGGACCUGUAGGGGCAUGGGGUGUGUGGAGCCUAGCAGGGGACCCACCCAUCAGCAUUUCUUUUGACAGAGGCCCAGCCUCUUCUGAGAGCUCACUGGGGAGGGGGGCAGCACGUUGGCCCUCUCUAUUCCCUAUAUCGCCCAGAGCAAAGUCACCUGGGCAAAUUGGACAAACCUAAGGACCCAGUGAGAUGUCUUAGUUACAGCCUGCAGGUGGCGCUAUGAGUUGGCCCUUCCUUCCACAGGCAGAAGCAGCGCAUGGUAGAUCCCAGGCUGUGUCACUGCAGAGAGAGAUGGCCAGGGAGAAUGGGCCCAGUCAUUCAGGCCUGGGGAGCCACAUAGCCUCGACCUGGCUGUGGCUAUCUUAGAUGUAUGAAGAAGGCCCUUUGUCCUGCAUUCUAGCACAGAUACUUGGCCAAGCCCUCCCAGGGACAGCCUAGCCUAUUCAGCACAACAGGGUUGCCAGUGCGCCAGCCUGCCAGCUACUGACUGCUUAUUUAUAGAUAAACUCCUUGCAUUUUUUAGAGUUUGUUGGGCUUUCUUUUCAUGUGGGGCUUGUCUUCUGAGUGAUGGAUCCCUAAGUAGUGGGUUCGCUGGGGCCCACGGAGCGAGGCUGGGUGUCAGAAACAGCCAAGGUGUAAGCCACGAUGUGGCUCAGAGCAGUAUAGGGCAAAGGGUGUGGACCUUGUCCCCAGAUGACCAGCUCUGUUCCACAACAAAAGUUGGGACAGUCACCUCCCUCUGAACCUCAGGUUGACCCAACCCUAAAGUGUUUUAUAAAGCUUGUGGCACACAGCCUAGCAUGCCCGAGUACAGGGACUCAGGCCCGGGAGCCCCCUUCUGUCUUUCCUCUUUCUGUGUACCCAGUUCAGUGCUCAGGGAGUCUGGGAUAGGCUAGACUGGCUUUGGAAACAUGGAGGACAAAGGUAACUGGUAGCGAGUCAGUGACCAGCUGUCCAGGCAAGCAACCAGACAGAAGUGCCCGGUGGAAACCACCCAGGAACAGCAUCGCUUUGCCCAGUUGCCAGCUCCCAGAGCCCACAGUAUCAGACAAGGUGCACUUCCCUGCCUUCUUGUUCUCGGGGCCCAGAGACAGGAGGAGUCAAGGCCAGUGGCGUCUCCCUGGCCCUUCUGGGUUGAUAAGAUAGACUCUGUUUCUCCCUGCACCUGACUGUAAAAAGCCACCCACACCUACUUAUCUGCCUUCUGGGACGGGCAGGCCCACAGGGUGGCCCCCUCAGCCCACACAGUCAGCAGAACUGGGAGGGGCUCAAUACUCCGAGAGACCUACACUCUAGAGGCUCAGCGCUGGCCUUCAAAUACGAGAAGAGGCUUAGGGCUCGGCCAGCAGGGGGCUGCCUUCCUUUGUCCUGGAGAGGCCAUAAGCAGUGACAAGCUAGGAAGGAUCUGCUUCCCAGGAGCUCAGACACAAAGUAAGAUCCUAGGCCUUGGGCAGUAUCUGGGGUCUGCACUUUAGAGAGAAGGCCAAACUGACAUCACUAAACACCCACACAUGCACCAGGAACCUCUGUACCCUGGUCCUGGGGAAGGUGUGCCAAACAAAGAAAUUCAACAAGUUGCCCGCAGUUACUAAGACAGUAGGGGAUGCUACCAGUAGGGGUCACUGCGCCUUGCUUCCCUCUCCCCCUCUACCACCAUUCAGACAUGCCUCAGUCCAACUUGACACCAAGCAAAGUUGGGCCAGGGUUAACGUGGCACCCAGGGCUCUGGUGGAAUGUGGCUGUGGACUGACUCAGAAGGAUCUGACCAGGCCAAAGUGCUCAAAGAAUAAUGGGGAGUCAUCAGAAUACCAGGGGAAGAAGGGGGCUUCGGUCUCAUCGCCUCUGGUGAAAGGACCAACUGCAAGUCUGACCCAUGGGGCCCAAGGAGGGACAGCUUGCCAGGCAGAAACUUUGCAGAUCCUGGCACAACCUUCUGCUAUUUCAUGUGUGUGUACAUUUGUAAGGAGGUCAAAGGUCAAUGCUGGGUGUCUUCCUUGGUUAUUUUCCACAUUAGUUUUUAGGACAGGAUCUCUCACUGAAUGUAGAGUUUCAUCAUUUUGGCUAGGCUUACUAGCUAGUAAGCACCAAAGAUCUGCCUGUCUUUGUCCCUACAAUUGCUGAGAUUACACACACAUAACAGGUGUUUUGUUUGGGUUUGGUUUGGUUUAUCAAGACAGGGUCUCUCUGUGUAAGAGCUCUGGCUGUCCUAGAACUAGCUCUUGUAGACCAGGCUAGUCUCAAACUCAGAGACUCACCUGCCUCUGCCUCCUGAGUGCUGGGAUUA
Messenger RNA from Chionomys nivalis (European snow vole), 3766 nucleotides. RefSeq names its product transmembrane protein 184A (gene Tmem184a). Gene Ontology annotation, cellular component: early endosome membrane. The transcript is spliced from 9 exons. Gene Ontology annotation, biological process: transport. The record is from RefSeq and is a predicted model, not a curated record. Gene Ontology annotation, molecular function: transporter activity. NCBI's taxonomy places the organism in Eukaryota, Metazoa, Chordata, Mammalia, Rodentia, Cricetidae. Bases 215 to 1492 code for a protein of 425 amino acids.